Messenger RNA from Guillardia theta CCMP2712, 7695 nucleotides. RefSeq lists its product as hypothetical. Gene Ontology annotation, cellular component: voltage-gated sodium channel complex; plasma membrane. Gene Ontology annotation, molecular function: voltage-gated sodium channel activity. Gene Ontology annotation, biological process: transmembrane transport; monoatomic ion transport. NCBI's taxonomy places the organism in Eukaryota, Cryptophyceae, Pyrenomonadales, Geminigeraceae. Bases 1 to 7695 code for a protein of 2564 amino acids. The transcript is spliced from 22 exons. The record is from RefSeq and is a predicted model, not a curated record.
AUGGAGAUCCAACCCUUCACCGGGCCCUCAUACAUCCCGCACGACAGGCUAGAGUCUCUGAGGCGAGCUCUCCGAACAACCGGGCACUGCCGCAGGACGUCAAACUUGACAGGAUUGCCAUGGUUGUGGCAUGACGGGCAUGGCGGCCUGCCUUCACUCUUAGCUGCCGCCAUGCAAGCUCGCGAAGAACAGCUCAGGUUCCCAGGUACGGCCAUGCGAGCGCUGGAGCUGGAGCCGCACGGGAGUCCCAUUGCAAGGAGGAGGGAAUAUGCGAGACCAGCGACAGUCAAGGUGGUGGAGGAUGAUCCUCACGAGACCUUCCUCUCUCCGAUCACAAGGGGUAUGGUGGACUCGCGGCAUCACAGCAAUGUUGGCCUGGAGCUGCGGCCCGUUAGUAUGUGCCUGUCUCCAGAGAUGGAAGAGCAAGUCUACUUCCUCAUCGAGCGAACUUAUCUCUCCAGCCCAGCUCGCUUGUCCAAUCAAAUCUCUUCCCUGGACAUUCUCAUGUCCAUCGAUGGUUUCAGCACGACGGGAGCGUCUCUUGCAGAGGAGGGCAACGUCGAGCCGAGGUUCGAACCAGUCGACUUUGGUGCCAGUAGUGACGACAUGGCAGAGAGGUACCAGGAGUAUCAGUACGUCGAGCUCGUGCGGGACUGCCAGUACCUGAAGCUGUCUCCACUGAAGAAGAUUGGCUGGCCCCAUCCCGACCUGUAUCAGGUGACCUACCUCCUCUUCCUCCUCCUCUUCCUCCACUUCAUCAUCAUCAUCAUCACAACCACCAUCGCAGAUCCCAUGACGGUGUUGUGGUUCCAGAACUUCGGCCACCUCUGCAUCAUCUUCUCCAUAGUCCUCCUGUCCUUGGAGGAUCCCAGCACGACUGCCAACCAAGUCUCGCCCCUGCAGACCGGCAGGGAUAAGACGUGCAAGACGACCACUGGCUCGAUCUGCCGCUUCCCCUUCACCUACAAGGGAGAGACGUUCAGCAGCUGCACAUCGAAGGACAACCUUGGGAUCCAAUGGUGCGCGACAAGCACUGAUUACGUCACCGGGUUGUUCCCUACAUCGUUGCUCAUGGUACGAUUGAGAUCCUCUCCCCUCAACUCCUCACCCGACCCGUCAGGAUUGUUCUUCGGACGGCAGGAGUUCCGGCAGUUCAGAGCUUAUCAGGUCCUCCGCGUCCUCCGCGUCCUCAAGCUCGCCGGGCGCUUUCCGCCCGUCUACAACGUCAUCCUCCUCUUCGGGCAGCUGCAAGACGCUCUCCUCACCGCGCUGCUGAUCAACGGCAUGCUCCUCCUUGCUGUUGCUGUCAUCGCCAUGCAAGUGUGGUUGGGGCAGUUGAGUAUGCGAUGCUUCAGUCAAGAUACAGGCCUGAUGUCAACGGACAAGCGAGCUUGCGAUCCCUCCUCCUCCUCCUCCUCCUCCUCCUCCUCCUCCUCCUCUGCCAACCCCUGGAGCCUCCGCCUGACAGGGCGAGGGUGCCCAGCUGGCUUCCAGUGCGCUCCCAGCUUGAUCGUUCCUUCCCUCGUCUCCAGCCCCUCCCUUGACUCCAUCGCUUCCUCCUCCCUUCAGCUCCUCAAGGUCUUCACCCUCGAGUCUUGGAUGGAUCUCUCCUACAGCCUCAUGUUCGAGAAGAUGCAGAACGACAAGUUGACUGAGAAGGCUCGCCGGGUCAUCAUGCAGUGGAGGAGGAUCAAGAUGCAUCAGGGGUUUCAGAAGUACCAACGGCAGAAGAUGAUUCUGCGGACCAUGAAGGAGCGCAUUCUAGACAGGAGGGAGAUCUUCGACUGGGCCGUCGCCCGCUGGAGGCACGCAGAGCUGCUGGGGGCAUGGAACGCCUGGUGCGACCUCCUCCUCCAGCAGAAGCUCGCCAUGCAGGUCCGGGCCGAGAUCUCCGGACAGCAGCACCCCAGCUCGGGGAUGCAGCUGAGCAUCAAGAAGAAGGCGAAGAUGGCGAGGGCCAAGAAGCUGCAGGCCGAGCAAGUCUCCUUCUCCCAGCUGAUGCAGCAGCUGGCCUUGUCCGAGGGGCUCGAGAGCGUCAUGGUGGCGCUGGUGUGCUUGUCGGUAGUGCUCAUGAGUCUUCAAGGGACGUGCGACUCCGCGCUCGGCUCGCUCUUCCGCUGCUCCCCCGACAACCAGCGCUCCUGGCUCCUCUACUCCACCGUCGUGGAGGCCCUCCUCCUCUUCUGCACGGCUGCCUUCACCCUGGAGGCGGCGAUCAAGCUCGUCGGGCUGGGAUUCAAGUACUUCCUCUCCCUCGGCAACUUCUUCGACUUCAGCGUCGCCGUUGUCUCACUGUCUGAGGUUGGGAUCCUACUCUCCUGCAACACUAACCGCCUCUCUUCCAACGACUUCUCCUCCUCCUGCACCGACUCCACCUCUGGCGUCCAGGCUCUCCGCGCCUUCCGCGUCCUCCGCAUCUUCCGCCUUCUCCGCAGGGUCCCAACGCUGCAGACCAUUUCGCUACAGAUCCUCGACGUGCUGAAGCAGUCGUGGGGUGCCGUCCUCCUCUUCUUCCUCUUCAUCUUCACCUUCGCUCUCAUGGGCAUGCACCUCUUCGCGGGGAAGAUCCUCCUCUCUCCUCCCCCCAUCAUCAUCCCUGGCUCGCGUCUCUACAUCCGCGAUCCUUCUCCCUCCUCCUCCUCCCUCCUCCCAGGCCUUCGGGCGAUCGCAGAGGUCAGUCAGCAGCCCCCCCAGGACUAUCGUCUCCCUGACCGCAUCAACGUCUCCCUCGUCUCCUCCUUCUUUCGUGUCAGGGAGUUCACCAAGAUCGAAGUCAGCCUUGACGGAGGAGGAGGAGAAGAAGGAGGAGGAGGAGGAGGAGUGCUGCCUAGCGUGCAGUUUUCAGUCCCAGACUUGGACAACUUCGAGUCUUGGAUCUCUUCUUUGAGGACGACAACUCAGAUUGUCUUCGGCAACCGCUGGAAUGUCUUACUGCAACUCACACAAGAUUCAGGAGCGAUCGCCUACCUGUACGUCUUGAGCCUCCUCGUGCUGGCUCGCGUGCUGUCAGCUGUCUUCACCUCCCUCUUCUACGUGCGGAUGAACCUCGUGCACCAGCAGGAGGCGAGGAGGAAGCAGCGCGAGGACGCCAAGGAGCAGCAGAGCGAAGUUCACAUUGGGGGCAUGUGGUCCAUCCUCUACCAAGACGGCAGCAGGGAGUCCAGCUCGGAGGCAGCUGAGCUAGUUGUCAUCCUGCACAGGAAGGGGGCGAGAAACUUCGACAUCAUCUCUCCUCGUCGCGGGUGGACGCCAGUGCGGGGGAAGCUGACGAUGGACAGGACGGGGCUGCACGCGUACCUGGGGCAGAAGAAUCAGAUGAAGACGAGGAUGUACGCGAAGCUCUUCGACGGAGGCAGCAUCCUCGUGUGGGCCAACGGACAGCGCUGGGUGCUGGAGGGGAGGAAGCUGCCUGGGCAUUUCAGCAGCCACUAUGUGCCCAAGGAUGAAAGGAUGAAGCCAGGAGUGAAGAAGCAAGAGGAGGAGGCGGCGCAGGAGGAGGAGGAGGAGGAGGAGGAGGAGGAGGAGGAGGAAGCUAAGUAUCAUCGCAAAUAUCCAGUGGCAGCCCCGACGCACUCAGAGGAGAUGAGGAAGGAGCUCCGAGAGACCGCGUGCUACUGGCUUCCUGUCGACAUCUCCCACCUCCACCCCUUCCAGUCCCUGCAGGAAAUCUUCCUCCCCGUCGUCAACCUCCGCGUCUGCUCAGCAGCCGUCGCUCGCUCGCUCCUCUGGGUCAGUGAGCAGGGAGCAGCUGCGAGCAGGUGGCUGCACUCGCUCCGUCCUCCUCCUGUGCAGAAGAAGAAGCUCAAUAUCCGGGACCUGGAUCUGCAGCGAUGCAGCAGUAGGGAGCUGGUGGCCUUCUUCCGGGACGUUGAGCAUCGCGUUGCUGUCGAGCAAGCGCUCUCUGCGCACAUCGAUGCGGCAGUGGAGGUGAUCCGAGAUCGAUGCGACAAGCUGGAGGAGGAGAAGAGGAAGAGACCGCGGGGGGCGAACAACGUCUGGUACGACGAGCAGCAGAAGAGCAGCAUGGACAAGGUCGUCGUCCUCCUCCGCUUCAAGGACAUGCUCACUGUCGCCUCCUCCUCCCUCGGCCUCGCUCGCUCCAGCUCCUUGCGCCUGCUCGCCCGACGAGUAGGAGGCAGCAGAUCCUUUCACGUCCUCUCUUCCCUCAUCAUCCUCGUCAACGCAGCGACUCUGGGCUACGACGUUCCUGCUCGCGUGGGAACAGAGCGAGAGAUCAUCGAUAGCCUUCAGUUCUUCUUCACCGCCUUCUUCCUCCUGGAGGUUCUUGUCCUCGUCCUAUGGAAGGGUCUUCGCGUCUACCUCGGCGACCCCUGGAACAGGUUCGACUUCGCCAUCGCCGUCAUCAGCGUCGCAGACACCUUGAUCAUUCUUUUCCUCCGCACCGCCCCCGACGCUGCCGCUCUUGCCACCCUCCUUGUCGGCCUGCGAUCCCUGCGAUCCCUCCGUCCACUCCGCCUCCUCCGAAGCGCCGAGACUCUCCGCCGGUUCGGUCGCAGCAUCCUGCACUCUUUCCUCGCGCUCUCCUCCUCUCUCCUCCUCUACCUCCUCGCCAUCCUCAUCUUCGCUGUCUUCCUCGUCCAGCUGCUGAGCGGCAAGAUGGGGGCCUGCAGUGACGGCAGCGUCUUCGCGCGGAGAGACUGCGAGGGGGUCGCGGCAGACAAGACCAGACGAACAUGGCGGGCCAGACCCUUCAACUCUGACUGGAUCGGACCCGCGCUCGUCACCGUCCUCAGCGCCUCCUCGGGAGACCAGUGGAACGCGAUCCUGUCAGAGGCGAUCGACUCGAGCGGGGAGGAUAGCGGGCCGUGGGAGCGGCACAGCGAGGGCUUCUUCGGCUUCUUCCUCCUCCUCAUCCUCUGCGGCAAGCUCAUCUUCUCCAACCUCUUCCUCGCCAUCCUCGCUCGCUCCUACUCCCAGUCGGAGACCCACCGCUCCCAGCAGGCCCGCAGGCGUCUGCGGCAUCGCCUACGAGCUGAGAAUCAGCUGGUGAAGGUGACGACAGAGCAGUUCGAGGCGAACGUGACGGUGAGGGCGGGGGAGGACGGGAGCAUGCGAGCGACGCGGGUGAGGAGAGAAGAUCUCCCGCUGGUGAUGAUCCAGCCCUCGCAUCCCUCCCGUAGAAGACUUUACAACUUCUUCUGGGGGCGGCUCUCAGAGCGAGUCGUCCUCCUCUCUGUCUCCUCCUGCGUCGUUCUCUCCGUCCUCGAGACCCACAAGCUCUCCUCUUGGCAGGCGCAGCUCGUUACUGUCACCAGCUUCUUCUUCUCCUUCCUCUUCAGCGUCGAGCUCGUCUGCCGCCUCCUCGCCUUCCAUCCUCGAGGCUUCUUCCAGUCUCCCUGGAACCUCCUCGACUGCGUCAUCAGCAUCUCCUCCCUCCUCGGCCUCGUCCUCGACUCCUCCUCCUUCAGCGCCAGCCUCCCCCUCCGCCCUCAGAUCCUCCGUAGCCUCAGGAUCCUCCGGAGUCUGCGGAUCCUCAAGGUGGAGCCUGCGGUCAUGCAGGCGCUUUCCUCCGGCUCCUCCCAGCUCCUCACGCUCGUGGGCUUCAGCUUCGUCCUCCUCUACACCUCCGCCGUCAUGGCCUCCUCCUCCUUCGCUCACCUCUGCGAGCAGACUGAUCGCGACCUCCCCGGCCUCCUCGCCGUCCGCUGCCAUCUGACCGACCCCUCCGCCAGCCUCCAGCGCUCAAACUUCCGCUCGGUGCCAACCUCCCUCCUGACGCUGCUGAGGAUGAGCACGGGAGACGGGUGGGUCGACAUCAUGGAGAGGACAGGGCAUGUCCACCGCGACUACCCGCGAGCAAGAAACGCGACGGAGGAGGCGAUCGCAGCCUUGAAGAAAUGGAUGGGGGCACCAGCGGCCGAGCAGGAAGACUGGAUGGUAAAGGCACAAGAGGCGCUACCAGGCUGCUUGUCGAAGGAGGAGGCAAAGCAGCUGCAGGCAGCAGGAGUGAUGAGCUGCAUCAGCUGGUCUUGGGGGCGUGAAGUAGAAGUGACGUGCGACGAGACGUGUGGAAGCAACCUGUCCAAGUUCGUCAUCCCUCUCUUCUCAGUCCUCACGAGCUUCUUCCUGGUCAACCUCUCGGCCGCCAUCGUCAUCGAGUCGCUCCGCAAGGCCAAAAAGUCGAGCGGGCACAACGUCCUGCUAUCCCAGCACGUCACCAAGAAGAGGUUCAAGGCGCUCUACCUGCUGUGGCUGGAGAAAGCCAAGGGGAGGGGGAGGAAGGCGGAGGAGGAGGAGGACAUCGGUCGUCUCUGCGUCAAGGUGGAGGGGGCACGGGGGCUGCCCAACGAGAGCCGCCUGAGGAAGCUCAACCCCUACUGCAGCCUCGUCCUCCACACCUCCUACCGCAGUACCGCCAUGUGCUCCAAGACGGCUGAGCCGGAGUGGCAGGAGACUUUCCUGCUCCCCCUCCGCCGCUGCCCCACCGACCUCCUCCUGCGCGUCUUCGACUUCCGCGAGGCCGUAGACGAGCAUGCGUUCCUCGGGGACGUUCGUAUCGUGCUGGAGGACGCGAUCCUCAGGCGCAGAGGUGUGUCCUCCUCCGGGGAGAGCUGCAUCUGCGAGGGAUGGUUUCCUCUUUCCGCCCCUCUCCAGUGGAAGGGAGCCGGAGGCAGGAUCAAACUAGUCCUCGACUUCCUCCCUCGCCCUGCCAACUCCGCAAGGAGAGGAGACGCAGUGGGAGAGGAGGAGGCGAUGGAGCCGGACGAGUUCGUGCGAGGCUUCAGAGGCCAGGCAGCAGAAGGAGAAGGCAACAGCUGGACGUCUUCGAGGCGGGAGGAUGGAAAAGUAGAGGAGCUCCUGAAGAGCAUGGAAGAGCUAAAAGAGGAGGAGGAGGAGGAGGAGGAGAAGGGCAGGAUCGCAGACGAGCAGGAGGCGAGAAGGUCUCAAGAGCCCACGGAGGAAGUCAACGAAUUCCUCGAACAGAAGAGACAGAAAGGUACCCAGGAAGGUGAGCCAGCCUCUGCCCCUCGAGAAGAUGCCGGGAAGAGGGAGGAAAGGAAGAGGGAGGAAGGGAAGAGGGAGGAAAGGAAGAGGGAGGAAGGGAAGAGGGAGGAAGAAGGUAAAGAAACACGGAGGAUGUUUCCUCCCUCCCACGAUGCUCUCACCGCCCUGGCCGGCACUCCGAUCGUGCUAGUGAGAAGCCGAAGGGCCGAGAGCCUUGGAGAAUUCAAUGGGCAAGAGAGCAGGAGGAGGAGAGGGGAAGAAGUUGGUGGAACUGGUGACGAUCGACGAAGCUCGCGGGAGGUGGAGGAGGCACGAGGCAAAUGGGAGGGGCGGCGACAUAAGGGAGGGAAGCUGAGGAGCGAGAAGGACGAGGGAGGGACGGAGAGAGCUCACGGGCGGAGGGAUGGAGGGAGGAAGCAGGAGGAGCGUCUGAUGCGACCCUCGUCCGGCAUCCGGAGUCUGGAGGAUCGACCAGUCACGCAGUCACAGAAGCGCUUCCUCCUCCACCAGGGAGUUCCGCACCGCUUCCUCCCCUCCUCCCGCGCCGAGGCCUCAAGGUCAAGGAUGAUCCGGUCGCUGCUCCAUGCUCCCGCUGACGCACCCUCCUCGUGCCUACAACACACUCGCAUCCUCGCUGGUGAGAGAGACUAUGAGCUCAGCGCUCUUAGCCAGCACGCGGUGGCGGAAGCGAUCGCGAGGUUCAUUGAGCACAAGCAUGCGGAGAGCUGA